This is a messenger RNA of Helicoverpa zea (corn earworm), 2110 nucleotides long. It is a transcript of the gene cbc, whose product is annotated as protein CLP1 homolog. Gene Ontology annotation, molecular function: polynucleotide 5'-hydroxyl-kinase activity. The record is from RefSeq and is a predicted model, not a curated record. Bases 273 to 1535 code for a protein of 420 amino acids. Gene Ontology annotation, cellular component: nucleus; mRNA cleavage factor complex. NCBI's taxonomy places the organism in Eukaryota, Metazoa, Arthropoda, Insecta, Lepidoptera, Noctuidae. The transcript has 9 exons. Gene Ontology annotation, biological process: tRNA splicing, via endonucleolytic cleavage and ligation.
CUCGCUCGGUCACACCGUUCCAGUUCCAAUAAAGAAUUAUUUUUAAAGUUCUAGCUUGUUUUUAGUUAAUUACAUACAUUGUAUCUCAGUUUAUGCUUAAAAACUAGUUAUUUAUUUUCAGUACUUGUACUACAUCGUGUAUUUGUUUGAAUUUGUUCUACGAAUCUACACAGCAAACAGUAGGAUAAAAUUUCAACUUAUCCUUGUUUACCUGAAUAACUCUUGGAUAAUCCUAACAGCAAUAAGACCCAGAGGUACCUAACGCAAGAAAAAUGACGGAAGUCCAGCUGCAGGAGUUUAAAUUGGACCCCGAUUCUGAGCUGCGAUUUGAAGUUGAAUCCAAGAACGAAAAAGUUGUUCUAGAGAUCAAGAGUGGUUACGCAGAACUGUUUGGUACGGAACUCGUGAAAGGAAACCAGUAUGAGUUCCAUACGGGCGCGAAGGUGGCGGUGUUCACGUGGCAUGGCUGCACGGUGGAGCUGAGAGGCAGGACUGAAGUCAGCUAUGUGGCUAAAGAGACACCUAUGGUUGUAUACCUCAAUGUCCAUGCAGCUCUCGAACAACAGAGGGUAUCAGCAGAACAGGAGUCAACACGAGGCCCCGUCACCAUGGUGGUAGGCCCUGGAGAUGUGGGGAAGAGCACGCUCACAAGGAUCCUGCUAAACUACGCUGUGAGGAUGGGACGGAGGCCUAUUUAUGUAGACCUGGAUGUUGGACAGGGCCAUAUUAGUGUUCCUGGGACUAUUGGAGCUCUCCUAGUAGAAAGGCCAGCAUCAAUCGAAGAAGGUUUCAGCCAGCAAGCACCACUGGUGUAUCACUUCGGUCACAACUCCCCCGGGGAGAACCUGGAGCUGUACAACACUAUUGUGUCCCGACUGGCCGAGGUGAUUGCUGAGAGGUGCGAGAAUAAUAAGAAAGCUUCCACAUCGGGAGUGAUCAUCAACACAUGUGGGUGGAUCAAAGGCGCGGGGUAUAAGGUGCUCACACAUGCUGCACAGGCUUUUGAGGUCGACGUAAUUUUGGUGCUGGACAACGAGAGGUUAUACAAUGAACUUAAGAGGGAUAUGCCUAAGUUCGUUAAAGUGGUUUACUUGCCGAAGAGCGGAGGUGUGGUAGAGAGAUCGUCGACGCAGCGAGCGGAGUCACGUGACGCGCGUAUCCGCGAGUACUUCUACGGCAAGCGAACUCCUUACUACCCGCACUCGUUCGACGUCAAGUUCUCCGACUUGAAGAUAUAUAAGGUGGGUGCCCCAUCUCUGCCCGACUCGUGCAUGCCUCUCGGGAUGCGAGCGGAGGACGCUCUCACCAAGCUAGUGAGCGUGUGGCCGUCGCCGGCGCUGCACCACCGCCUGCUCGCCGUGUCCUUCGCUGCCGGCCCAGACGAUGACGUGCUGCACUCUAAUCUAGCUGGAUUUGUGUGUGUGACUGCAGUAGACAUGGAACGCCAGAUGCUGACGAUCCUAUCCCCCCAGCCCCGUCCCCUCCCCAACACCGUACUGCUACUCUCCGAGCUACAGUACAUGGACAAUCACUAGUCCGUGCUCUUUGGCCCUCGGCUGCGUCACGCCUUCAGUAACAUCUCGCUUUCUCAUUAAGCGAGAUAUUGUAAUGUGCUCGUUUUCAGUUGUUUUACGAUGAGGAAACGUCGAUGAAAAAGUGUCGAUGUUUGCGUGGUACAUCACUAAGUUUUAAAUUGGCUGUAUCGAUGUUUUUGUCGUGCAUCACUAUAGGUCUUUUUUUUAAUUAUGGCUUAUAUCUGUUAUUUUUGUAAAAUGAUUGAUGUUGAUCCUGUGGUGGGUUGACCUAUUUUAUUAUUCUACAAUUCAACCUGAAUUGUUUGUUAUAAUUUCACUAGAAAAAACGCCAAGAUAUAAAUAUUAUAUUUCAACAGAUGUUUUUUUUAACUUGAAUGUCUUCAUCGUAAAAUAAUAAGGAGCACAUGAUCAAUACUGUUACGAUCCGUUACGCAGCUGGGAGUCAAACCCUUGUCGUGAAGUGUGAUAUCGAACCAACGAUCCAUUUGGAUCUCAAAAAUGACUGUACAUAUAUUUAAUUAGACUUUAAAUAAAUAGUUUAAGAUGUCAUAAUAAUAAAAAAAUGUGUAUGGAAA